AUGUCUGAGACGGCACCGCCCGCUUCAGCUGCAUCUGCUGCUCCCGAGAAGCCUUCGGCAGGCAAGAAAACAAAGAAACCUACGAAGGCUGUAGCAGCUGCUAAGAAGAAGCCCGGGGGUCCUUCUGUGUCGGAGCUGAUCGUGCAGGCCGUUUCCUCUUCUAAAGAACGCAGCGGCGUGUCUUUGGCCGCCCUCAAGAAGGCGCUGGCGGCUGCCGGCUACGACGUUGAAAAGAACAACAGCCGCAUCAAGCUGGGCCUUAAGACUUUGGUGAGCAAGGGCACCCUGGUGCAGACCAAGGGCACCGGCGCCUCUGGCUCCUUCAAGCUCAAUAAGAAAGCCUCCGUAGAAGCCAAGCCUGCCGCUACAAAAGCAGCAGUAAAAACUAAGGCGACAGGAUCUUCUAAGAAGCCCAAAAAGGCCACAGGGGCUGCUGCUAAGAAGAGUGUCAAGACUCCAAAAAAGGCUAAGAAGUCUGUGGUGGCAAAGAAAUUUUCCAAGAGCCCCAGAAAGGCCAAAAUUGUGAAGCCUAAGAAGGUAGUCAAAAGCCCUGCUAAAGCUAAGGCUGUAAAGCCAAAAGGAGCCAAGGUAAAGGUGACUAAGCCAAAGGCUGCUGCCAAGCCCAAGAAGGCGGCACCUAAGAAAAAGUAA
Molecule: messenger RNA, 651 nt
Organism: Galeopterus variegatus (Sunda flying lemur)
Lineage: Eukaryota; Metazoa; Chordata; Mammalia; Dermoptera; Cynocephalidae
Gene: H1-1
Product: histone H1.1
Exons: 1
Coding region: 1-651 (216 amino acids)
Biological process (GO): negative regulation of DNA recombination; chromosome condensation; nucleosome assembly
Cellular component (GO): nucleus; nucleosome
Molecular function (GO): double-stranded DNA binding; nucleosomal DNA binding; structural constituent of chromatin
Source: RefSeq, a predicted model, not a curated record